Messenger RNA from Thalassophryne amazonica, 4235 nucleotides. RefSeq names its product Ras protein-specific guanine nucleotide-releasing factor 2b (gene rasgrf2b). Gene Ontology annotation, molecular function: guanyl-nucleotide exchange factor activity; protein binding. The coding region runs from base 197 to 4003 and encodes 1268 amino acids. The transcript has 28 exons. The record is from RefSeq and is a predicted model, not a curated record. Gene Ontology annotation, cellular component: plasma membrane. Gene Ontology annotation, biological process: Ras protein signal transduction; positive regulation of GTPase activity. Lineage: Eukaryota; Metazoa; Chordata; Actinopteri; Batrachoidiformes; Batrachoididae.
CUUUGCAGCAGUGUGACAGGAUGGUCUGUUGGCUCGGUGAGCUCCUCUGCUGAAGCUUCCACCGGCGGAUGAACUUUUCCGCGCGCCACGGCUCCGCUGAGCCACGCGCUCGUCUCUCGGCGGUUCAGCCGAUGGGAGCGCACUGAAACUCUGCCGCUCUCACUUGGGUCUCUCCUCUUCCAAAACGUUUGAGAAAAUGCAGAAGAGCGUCCGUUACAACGAAGGGCACGCGCUGUUUCUGUCGGCGGUGGCGCGUAAAGACGGAACCAAGCGUGGCUACCUGAGCAAGAAGACGACGGAGAACAGCCGCUGGCACGAGAAGUUCUUCGCUCUUUACCAAAAUAUACUGUUCUACUUCGAGAACGAGCAGAGCGCGCGACCUGCAGGGAUUUACCUGUUGGAAGGAUGCACCUGUGAGCGCGCGCCGGCACCCAAGAUGUGCGCAACAGCGAAAGAGGCGCUGGAGAAACAGCAUUACUUCCUCAUUGUGUUUGGACACGAUGGACAGAAGCCCCUGGAGCUGCGCACAGAGGAGGAGAGCGAGUGUGAUGAAUGGGUGGAGGCCAUUCAACAAGCCAGUUACUCAGACAUCAUCAUCGAGCGUGAGGUGUUGAUGCAAAAAUACAUCCACUUGGUGCAGAUUGUGGAGACUGAGAAGGUGGCGGCCAACCAACUGCGCACACAGCUGGAGGAUCAGGACACAGAAAUCGAGAGGCUGAAAUCAGAGAUUGUAGCGCUGAACAAAACUAAGGCAAGGAUGCGAUCUUACCAUGUGAGCCAUGAAAAUGAAGACCCGGACAUUAAAAAGAUCAAAAAGGUGCAGAGUUUCAUGCGAGGCUGGCUCUGCCGGAGGAAGUGGAAAAUCAUCGUUCAGGACUACAUCUGCUCUCCUCACGCUGAGAGCAUGAGGAAGAGAAAUCAGAUUGUCUUCAACAUGGUGGAGGCAGAGACUGAGUACGUCCAUCAGCUCUACAUCUUGGUGAACUGCUUCCUCAGACCGCUUAGGAUGGCUGCCAGCUCCAAGAAACCUCCCAUUAGCCAUGAUGACGUCAGCAGCAUCUUCCUCAACAGUGAGACCAUUAUGUUCCUGCAUGAGAUUUUCCAUCAAGGCUUGAAGGCGCGGAUAGCCAACUGGCCAACUCUGGUGCUGGCUGACCUGUUUGACAUCCUGCUGCCCAUGCUAAACAUCUAUCAGGAGUUUGUGCGGAAUCAUCAGUACAGUCUGCAGGUUUUGGCGAACUGCAAGCAGAACAGAGACUUUGACAAGCUGCUCAAACAGUACGAGUCCAACGCUGCCUGUGAGGGAAGGAUGCUGGAGACCUUCCUCACAUACCCCAUGUUCCAGAUCCCACGCUACAUCAUCACCUUGCAUGAGUUAUUAGCACAUACGCCUCAUGAGCACGUGGAACGCAAGAGUCUGGAGUUUGCCAAGUCCAAACUAGAAGAAUUGUCCAGAGUAAUGCACGAUGAGGUGAGCGACACAGAAAACAUCCGGAAGAAUCUGGCCAUAGAGAGGAUGAUAGUGGAGGGCUGUGACAUCCUGCUGGACACCAGCCAGACGUUUAUCCGACAGGGUUCUCUGAUCCAACUGCCAUCGGUGGAGCGAGGGAAGCUUAGUAAGGUCCGCCUGGGCUCUCUGUCUCUGAAGAAGGAAGGGGAAAGACAGUGCUUCCUCUUCACCAAACACUUCCUGGUCUGCACACGCAGCUCUGGGGGGAAACUGCACCUUCUCAAGCAAGGUGGAGUUUUGUCCCUAAUUGACUGCACACUCAUAGAGGAACCAGAUGCCAAUGAUGAGGAGUCUAAAUCUGGUGGUCAGGUAUUCGGUCAGCUGGACUUCAAGCUUGUUGUGGAGACACCAGACUCUCCUUCAUUCACUGUAGUCUUAUUGGCACCAUCGCGCCAGGAAAAAGCUGCAUGGACGAGUGACAUUAGUCAGUGCAUAGAUAAUAUCCGCUGUAAUGGCUUGAUGACCAGUGUGUUUGAGGAAAACUCUAAAGUCACUGUGCCUCUUUUGAUCAAAUCCGAUGUGCGCCUCCAUAAAGAUGAUGUUGACAUUUGCUUCAGCAAGACGCUCAACUCCUGCAAGGUCCCCCAGAUCCGCUAUGCCAGCGUGGAGCGGCUGCUGGAAAGGCUGACUGACCUGCGCUUCCUCUCCAUAGACUUCCUCAACACCUUCCUGCACACGUACAGGAUUUUCACCACGGCAGCUGUGGUCAUGGACAAACUGGCUGACAUCUACAAGAAACCCUUCUCUUGCAUUCCUAUCAGGUCCUUGGAGUUGUUUUUUGCCACCAGUCAGAAUAACAGAAGCAGUGAACACAUGAACGACAAAUCCCCUCGUCUCUGCCGCAAGUUCUCCUCUCCUCCUCCUCUUUCCAUCUCAUCCCGCACAUCUUCUCCUGUUCGUACAAGGAAGCUGUCCCUCCACUCCCCCAUCACAUCAAGGGUCGGGGGCCUCGAUCUUGCCAGUCCUCUUUCUCAUUCUACCAUCAUCCACAGCAGCUCCCAGUCUGCAGCCAGCAGCCCCACAUCUGCAUACAGUCCACAGACCCCGAUGCCUCAGACGCCGACUCCAACCACUUCCUCUCCUCCCCCCUCCUCCACAUCUCCCCCACCCAGCAAUGGCAAGCCGACACAGGAUCAAGUUCUUCCUGAUCCUUCAUCCCCGGACCAGAGUCCCUACUCCAACGUAGAGGGAGAUGAGCUGCCAAGGAUCGACCCUUUCAGUGGCAAACUGCGAAGAAGCUUCCGCAGAGCUGUCCUGGAAUCUGUAUCAUCUGAGAAAAUAAUCCCAGAGUCUCCUCAGAACAGUGAAGCAGGAGACAUGUCCCCGUGCCGCUCCCCUUCCACACCGCGACACCUCCGCUACAGGCAGCCUGGAGUCCAGUUAGGGGAGAACUCAUGGUGCUCAGUUUCUCCAGCAUCAGCCUUCGCUAUUGCCACUGCAGCAGCAGGACAUGGUACAACACCAGUUUUUUCCAACUCUGAAAGAAUGUGCGAUAAAGAGUUCAUCAUCCGCAGAGCUGCAACUAACAGAGUGCUCAACGUGCUGCGUCACUGGGUCUCAAAACACUCCCAGGACUUUGAGAUGAAUGGGGAACUAAAGAUGGCGGUGGUCUGGCUCCUGGAGGAGGUCCUCAGAGAUCCAGACCUUCUCCCUCAGGAGAGGAAAGCUGCUGCCAACAUACUAAGUGCCCUUUCUCAGGAUGAGCAGGAUGAUGCCCAGCUGAGGAUAGAAGACAUCCUACAGAUGGCGGACUGUCCAAAGGCUGAGUGCUUUGAGUCUCUCUCAGCGAUGGAGCUGGCCGAGCAGAUCACUCUGCUGGAUCAUAUCAUCUUCAGGAGCAUUCCUUACGAAGAGUUCCUGGGUCAAGGCUGGAUGAAGGUUGAUAAGACAGAAAGGACACCUUACAUCAUGAAAACAAGUCAACACUUUAAUGAUAUGAGUAACCUGGUGGCCUCGCAGAUCAUGACUCACACUGAUGUUGGUUCGAGGGCCAGCUCCAUAGAAAAGUGGGUAGCUGUGGCUGAUAUCUGCCGCUGCCUCAACAAUUUCAAUGGUGUGUUGGAGAUCACAUCUGCACUCAAUCGCAGUGCCAUCUACCGCUUAAAGAAGACUUGGGCAAAAGUCUCCAAACAGACUAAAGCCCUAAUGGACAAACUGCAGAAGACCAUUUCAUCUGAGGGAAGAUUUAAAAAUUUGAGGGAAACCCUUAAAAACUGCAACCCUCCAUGUGUGCCAUACCUGGGAAUGUACCUGACAGACCUUGCUUUCAUUGAGGAAGGAACACCCAAUUUCACUGAAGAAGGCCUCGUCAAUUUCUCCAAAAUGAGAAUGAUCUCCCACAUCAUCAGAGAGAUCCGACAGUUCCAGCAGACACCAUACAGAAUUGAGCAUCAAGACAAGGUGACCCAGUACCUUCUGGAUAAGACUCUCGUCAUGGAUGAAGACACCCUCUAUGAUCUGUCUCUGAAGAUUGAACCCAGGCUGCCAGCCUGAGUGACAGAUGCCUUGGCCAGUGGGAGCCUUCAGAUCUGGGACCCCCUCACUAGGGGCCCACACAUUCUCAUCAGUGAAGAGGGAUGACAAGUUUUCAGGACAAUGUAGAAAUGUUUAACAGAGAGAGCUUCAGUCAACGGCAAGGCUGAGUGACCGUGAGAAGACAAAGUGUAAAGGAUUCAAGGAGAAAACGAUGGAAUGUUUUUUGGUUUUGGAGGACAGUACAUGGCCC